Molecule: messenger RNA, 501 nt
Organism: Trichomycterus rosablanca
Lineage: Eukaryota; Metazoa; Chordata; Actinopteri; Siluriformes; Trichomycteridae
Gene: snrpe
Product: small nuclear ribonucleoprotein polypeptide E
Exons: 5
Coding region: 111-389 (92 amino acids)
Biological process (GO): mRNA splicing, via spliceosome; spliceosomal snRNP assembly
Cellular component (GO): U4 snRNP; U2 snRNP; precatalytic spliceosome
Molecular function (GO): RNA binding
Source: RefSeq, a predicted model, not a curated record
UGUGCGACGCCAUUGUCGUCUUCGCCAACGUGAGUGCUUCGUUAUCGCGCCAAAACUACUGAGUUUUUCUUAAAACUAAAGUCAAAAGGAGCGUGUACAUCUGUUAAAGAAUGGCGUACAGAGGACAAGGACAGAAAGUGCAGAAGGUUAUGGUGCAGCCGAUUAAUCUUAUUUUCAGGUAUCUGCAGAAUCGAUCUCGUAUUCAGGUUUGGCUCUAUGAACAAGUAAACAUGAGAAUAGAAGGAUGCAUUAUUGGUUUUGAUGAGUAUAUGAAUUUGGUGCUGGAUGAUUCAGAGGAGGUUCACAUGAAAACCAAGAACAGGAAGCCUCUGGGCAGGAUCAUGUUGAAAGGAGAUAACAUCACGCUUCUGCAAAGUGUCACCACUUAAUCAUUUGGAUGAUUUAUUGUUUGAUUUGUUUGAUUUUUUUCAUUUGUACAUGAGCAGUGCUUAUCAUGAGUAAUGUUUUCUACUCAAACAACAUUAAAAUGUUUUUUCUUUA